Molecule: messenger RNA, 1095 nt
Organism: Naegleria lovaniensis
Lineage: Eukaryota; Heterolobosea; Eutetramitea; Acrasida; Naegleriidae
Exons: 2
Coding region: 1-1095 (364 amino acids)
Source: RefSeq, a predicted model, not a curated record
AUGACCCAACGCUUCCGUAUCGAAUUUGACACCCUCCAACAACUCCGACAAUUGUUCUUACAAUCCUUAGAAAUUCAAAGAGAAGUUGGAGGAAUAUUAUCAUCACGGAUGCUUGUGGACGACGAUCAAACGGAAAACGGAGAGAAGCACAAGAGAAAGGUUGUUGUUGUGAAUGAUGAUGAUUCCGAAAGAGUUGAAGAUGAAAACAUUCUACUUUUGGAAUUACCAACGGAUGAAGUCGCAAAUCGAAAGGUCGGAACACAACACAAAGAAUACACAUUAUGUGAGGUACAUGACGAUGUUCCUUAUACAUUCCAUUGCCAUCCCAUUGAAGUUGACAUCAAGUCACAACUUCCGAUCAACAUUUCGAACUUGAUAUCAAGUGAGGACAUGAUAGGAGUUGUACAAGAUCAUGUGUCCAAUAAUGGUUAUCUAUCAAACUGCAACGGAAAAUUAGAAUUUGAUAUUUUGUUAUGUCCACUGGGAUUGUUUGUUUCUAGUGCUACUGAGGUCAUUAUUAACAAGUGGAUUGAACUCGAAGACGAAAUUGUUGUGGACAAACAUUCAAAAAAGCUCAUGAAAAAGUUGAGCUCCACAAAAACAGAGGUGGAUGACUCAAAUUUUGUGAAUCAGUUAAAGCAUUUAAUACACACAACUCUCAACGAUGAUAAUCCGUUUUGGGCUAGCGAAGAAAAUGCGCUUAUGAAUAAUGGCUUUAAUGAAUAUGUUGGAAGUUGGUAUUACUUGAAUCGAGGAGAGGGAUUUUUCGCAAAAGAAAUACUUACCAAAUUUAAAUAUUUAGGAUAUCAAUAUUGGUGGAAAAAGCAAGUCUUCUCAAUUGAGAAGAAGACGAAGAAAGCAGCCCAAGUUCAGGAAAUUUGUGAAGUUGAAAAUUUGGAAACAAUGAAAUAUUUGGCAGAGUCUCUACCGUUGAACAAACAGUUGGAUUGGUUCAAGAGCACAGAAUUUCUAUCUAUUGAUUAUUCAAAGCACAAAUUAUUGCAAGACUAUUUGACGGAAAUGCGAACUUUUGGAUUUUAUAUUCAAUUUUUCAACUGGAACAGCGAGCGAAUAGAUUUUGUGUUUGUAAAAUAA